UCAGGACCAAACAAGACGGCCUGCGAUUGGCUCGACGUCCACCAAUGAAAAGCCGCGGCGUUGAUUCUGUCGCAGAAACAACAUGGCUGUAAGGGCAAGUGUGAAAGCGGUGACCUCUCGGAGACUCAGACUACCGACCAAAGCAGCCCUGGUGCUAACCUCAUCUGCUGUCAACAGAAUUAGAAGUCUUCUACAAGAGAGACCAGAAUGCGUUGGUUUGAAGGUAGGAGUCCGCACACGUGGUUGCAGUGGCCUGUCCUAUGUCAUAGAGUAUGCAACGGAGAAAGGAAAGUUUGAUGAAGAAGUUAAUCAAGAUGGUGUACGUGUGUUCAUCGACCAGAAAGCACAGUUAACCCUGCUUGGAACUGAAAUGGAUUUUAUUGAAUCUAAACUCUCUAGUGAAUUUGUUUUUAAUAACCCAAAUAUUAAAGGAACAUGUGGAUGUGGUGAAAGUUUUACAGUAUAAAUUAAAUAUUUAAAAUGUAAGCAAUAUGGGAUUAUAUAGAUUUAUUUUGAAAUUCACAGAAGAAUUAGGUAAGUGGUUGAGAGUCUUGCGUUACUUUUGGAAAGAACAAGUGUAAUGGGAUGUUUGGGAUUAUUCCACGAGGAGUCAGUGUAUACAUUAGUCUGAACAACCUCCAUCUGUGCCAAGAGAUAAAACUGUCUCAAAAUCGUACAGUUGAACAUCUUGUCUUCAAGUCUUGAAGCAACGCUGUUCGAUAUUUCCACCAUUUGCUGAGAUAUGGCUCAUCAUUACCACUUAAAGCCCUUGCAACGUAUAAACCAAGUAGAACCUUGCCCUUGAAGGUAUUCAAGCAAGAUACAUCAAAGUUGCUG
Molecule: messenger RNA, 837 nt
Organism: Mobula hypostoma (lesser devil ray)
Lineage: Eukaryota; Metazoa; Chordata; Chondrichthyes; Myliobatiformes; Myliobatidae
Gene: isca1
Product: iron-sulfur cluster assembly 1
Exons: 4
Coding region: 83-466 (127 amino acids)
Biological process (GO): iron-sulfur cluster assembly
Cellular component (GO): mitochondrion; cytoplasm
Molecular function (GO): 2 iron, 2 sulfur cluster binding
Source: RefSeq, a predicted model, not a curated record